Naegleria lovaniensis is the source of this 4944-nucleotide messenger RNA. RefSeq lists its product as uncharacterized. Lineage: Eukaryota; Heterolobosea; Eutetramitea; Acrasida; Naegleriidae. Bases 1 to 4944 code for a protein of 1647 amino acids. Gene Ontology annotation, molecular function: protein binding. The transcript has 5 exons. The record is from RefSeq and is a predicted model, not a curated record.
AUGCAACAACAUGCAUGGCAACAACCAUACGUAAAUAUCGUUAAACUUUGCUCCGAGAAGUCAAAGCAAUACUCAUCCGAAGGAGGAGUGAGUCAAGAAAUGGAUCGGGACAUUGGAAAAACAGUGUUCCGAAUUAAGGGAUCAGUUCCUUCCAACAACUACGUUUCAUUUCCUUCCAACAUUCCCAAAAACAAAGGAGACGUUCUAGGCUUGGUAGGGCAAUUUUGCUAUGUUCAACUUCGAGCCUCCAAGGAAGUAUUUGUGUUCCAUAUCGAUAUCAUGACUAAGGAUGAAAUGACGAUUCGAUUUUCUUUUGGAAAUGUGUACAAGCAAGUUAAGAAAACUCAUAAUACUGUGUACAUUCCUGUGGAUUAUCUAAAUGACAAAUGGACUACAAUUGCAAUUGAUUUUAAAGCACUUGUACAAACUCAUCUAGAAAAAGUGUUUAAAUGCGUGAGAGGAGCUGUCAUUUGCGCAAAUCUAUCUCUAAAGAAUAUUUUCACUUCAGACAAUUUAUAUACAUCAGAAAACCUUGCCAAAGACUUGUAUCUGCCAAUUCAUAAAGGAAUGAAUUGGAGUGACGAGUAUGAUUGGUUUUGGAUCCCUGGAGAACCAGCAAAUGUGAAAUUAGCAUGUAUUAUUGAUCCAGACACCCUCAAAAAACCAUCAACAAGUUUUAACACAAGUAGAACUUCAUCUGUUGGUUCAACUGGUUCCAAACGAUCAUCAAAAAUAGCUGGAGUUCUUUCCAACAAAUCAAUGCUAACACCAAGUCCAAUUAUGGAAUGCAAAAGAUUCAUUGGAUAUAACUCUCAUUUCAACUCAAAUCUAUGUUGGACAUUGGAUUCUGCAUAUUGUUUAUUUCCAUGUGGAUCCACUAUUAUCAAAAUGGACGUAAAUUCUGGCAAACAAACAGCAUUCCAAGGUCACACUCAUUUUGUAACUUCUUUGGCGACUGAUUUUAAAUGCAGUAUCAUGGCUUCUGUUCAAAACACAAUACCGUUAAUAAGAAUAUGGGACGUUGAGACUUGUCGAUGUCUUGCUGUAUUGAAAGGUCAAGAAUCGGAGAUAACAUGCCUCUGCAUCUCUGAUAACGGAAAUGUGUUAAUGACUAUUGGAAAAGACAAGUCUUUAAAAACACAAUUCAUCAUUUGGGAUAUUUCUAAUGUGAAAAAUUCUGAAGAGAUUCCGAUCAUUUCAAAAUAUGUUUGUGAUUAUUCAGUGAAAAAGGUCAGCUUUGCUCCAGGAGAAGACACCAAGUUCGUGACCUGUGGAUUUGAAAAUAUAAGGUUAUGGAGAUUAAAGGGAGGAAUAGUUAGAGGAUGCUCGCUCUCGCUUGAAAAUUACAGCCUUACAAAACAAAACUUUUUAGAUAUUGCGUUUGAAAAGACAUUUGUCUCGCCUCAUCUUGGAGAUAAGGAUCAUCGUUUUUAUUUAGGUACUGAAUCUGGAGCCAUUUAUCAAGUUAAUUACACAAAGAGGAUCGUUGAGUGUGUGUUCCAACUUCACAACAGUGCUAUUAAUUCUCUGUAUAUUAACGAGGGAAUAUGUAUCACUGGAUCUUCUGACAAGUACGUUCGAGUAUGGCCUCUUGAUUUUUCAGAUUUUUUCAUUGAGGCAGAGCUUGAAAAUGCCGUGAUGAGCGUGGUAACAUCAAAAGAUGGAUUUAAGGCACUCAUUGGAGAUUCUAAUGGCUCCAUAGGAAUUCUUGAAAUUAGUUCACAAAAAUAUAGAUCAGUAUUACGUUCUCACACCAAACAAGUGCUUGAUGUUGCCUCGGAUCCCAACAGAAUGGAAUUUGCAACCGUUGCAUUAGAUAGAACCAUCAGAAUAUGGGAUUUAACAACUUUAAAUCAGAAAUAUCAGUUUGAUGUUGACGGUGAAAAUCCCAUUUGUGUGGACUAUCACAAAUUUGACCAUAUGAUGGCAUGUGGCUUUGAGAGCGGAAUUGUACGAAUAUUUGAGGUUCCUACCACUCAAGUGUUAGAAGAAUACAAAGCUCAUUUAACAGAUGUUCUGGCUAUCGCAUAUACCCAUGAUUCACGAUGGUUAAUUACAUCUUCUAAGGAAUCGAUCUGUGUUUCAGAUACUAGGCACAUGUAUCAACCUGUAAAAGUAAUACCCUAUGCCUGUGAAUGCAAGAAUGUGAACCUUUCAAUGAGCAGAGAUGGAAAAUAUUUCUCAUUCAUCUCACCGACCAGAAAUCUUAUUCAUGUGUACGGAUGUAACGAUUUCGAAGAAGUGUUCCAAUUUGAAACUCCAACUGACUUCUUUGAGAGCAUUGUUUUCUCCGCAGACUCAAAAGAAAUUAUUGCAUCAACCUCGGACUCCAAGUUAAUGUCCAUAUGCUUGGAAAAGGGAGAAAUAAUAUCUGAAACUGAAUAUGCUCCCAAACACAAUGCAAUAACAAUGGAUACCAGCCAAAAUGGUAAAUACUUGGUAUGUGGAGGUGAGGAACGAUUAUUAAGAGUGUGGAAUUCAAAAGACCUUGCCAAUUUCAGUUGUCAAAAGUUUGUUGGCCACUCGGGAAACAUUAAGAAGGUGAUAUUCACCUCAGAUUGUGGACAUGUCAUUAGCUGUGGUGAAGAUGGAAUUCUGGUAUGGACAUUCCUCGGUGAUAAAUCUAGAGAUAUCAAUUUAAUGAUUGAGAGUCAUUUAGAGCGAAGAAUGAUGGAAAAAAAGAAAGAGGAAGAGUUUGAGAUUGAUGAGCUUGCUGCUCAAUAUCGAGGUGUGUAUGAGAAAACGUAUGACGAUCGAAACAAACGAGCAUUGGAAGAGCUAGAAGCAAUUGACCCAGCCAUUGUUAGAGAUGUAUCUGCAAAUCAGUCUCAUGAUUACCAUGAUCAUCAUCAUCUUGUUCAUACGGAUCGACCUUUUAAGAAAUACAUGUUCAAUAGAAAACCAUCCAAACUGAUCAACUCGGAUCGAAAUUUACCACGAGAACCCUCCAAGUUAACACUUGCAAGAGUAUGUGGAUACAGUAGUCACGCAAGAGAAAAUUUGAUAUGGCUUGAAAAGCAAGGAUCUUUAAUUUAUACAUCUGGAAAUGUGAUAAUCAUUGAAGAUAUUGCCACAAGAGCACAACAAUAUCUAACAGGUCAUGAACAUGAGAUCAAUAUGAUUUGCAUUCAUCCCAACAACAAGAUUUUGGCUUCAUGCGGAGGAGCGAAAGGUAUUACAUUAGAUUCACCAAUCAUUUUCUGGAAUUUAGAAACCAAAUCUCCAGUCAAGAGAUUGGAAUACCACAAGUGGGGUGUUCUAGCAAUGGAUUUCUCACACGACGGCAAAUACUUUAUCAGUGUCGGCAUCAAUGAGUACGAUGACAAGUGUGUAUUAGCCAUAUGGUCUGUCGAAACAGGCAAAUUAAUCGCCAAUACUUUGGUUGCGGAAGAAAUUUAUGUAAUCAAAUGGUUCCCAAGCUCUCCUUCCUUUGAAUUUAUCACGUGUGGUAAAAAUUCCAUCACAUUUUGGUAUCUCAACCCUGAAGGACAACUUCUCAUGUCUCCAGCCAAAGUUGAUAAGCAACUGUUGGGAUCACCUGAAGAUCCUAUUCAUUUUACUUCUAUUGGAUUUAGUGAAGAUUACCGAAGUGCAUGGAUUGGAGCUUCGUCUGGUUUUAUUUUAGCGUUUAACUUGGAGACGAAUGAACUCGAUCAUAAAUGGAUGGCCGUUCAUGAUUCCUAUGAAAUUGAUCACAUUUGUUGGAGAAAGAAUACUAUCAUUACUUCAGGAACCGAUGGAUCUGUAAAGAGAUGGAAAUGCACCAAGAAGGACAAACAAUAUCAUAUUGUAUUGAGGGAACAGAUGGAGUUAGAUGGUCCAAUAAUUGCUUCAUGUUUUGAUGAAAAAGCUAAUCAAGGAGUUGUUGGUACCUGUAAAGGAACCAUUUGGUACAUUCAUUGGGAUCAACAGCAAUGCAUCAGAAUGAUCACAAGUCAUUCACAUGUUGUGAGUGGUUUAGCCAAAGUCAAUGGCUACGUGACGAGCAGCUCCCAUGACGGAACGGUUCGAGUAUGGACCAAGUUUAUAUCGAACAACAAUCUUUCUCUCAAUCAAGUAUUGGAAAUGAAACGAGGUGAAGAUGUCCAUGUGGCAGCACUUUGUAUGGACAAGAGCUCAACAAGUAAUCUCGUUGUCGUCGGGUAUAGUGAAGGAACCAUAUUUGUGAAUUAUUUAAAUAACUUGGAAAACGUUUUAAAGAAUAAGAUCAAGCCACAUGAGGAAGCUUUGACUUGCAUUUUGGUUACUCCAUCCAAUAGAAUCAUUACAGGAAGUGCCAAUGGUAUUCUCACUCUUGUAGACAAUUUGGUGAAUUUAACAUCAGAUUCGACUUUGGCACUUCCAACAGAAUUUUUAGAGAAUCGAUUUAUUUUCCUUCGAGAAUUCCAAGGACUUCGAAUUUGUUCACUCGAUUACGAUCCUAAAACCAAACGAUUUGUAAAUACUACUUGUACAGGUUUAGUGUCAGUUUGGAAUGACACAGAUUUAACACAAAUUGCAAAAUUUGCUCCUCACAUUUACACUAGAAAAGUGGCAGAAAAGGAAAAGUAUGAAAUUGAUGUUAUUGCCAAAUUCUCUCCUUUUGAAUCAGAGGUGUUAUUAAUUACAGCUCCUUCUAAAACUUGUCCCAAGAUUGAAUUCUACAAUUACAAGAGAGAAUAUUGUUUGAGAGUGGUCGAGAUGCAUUGCUUUGCAAAUUGUUUUGCAAUUUCACAAAAACAUCGUUGGAUUGCAUUUGGAACACGCGAACGACUAGUUGUAUUAAUGAAUUAUUCUACAGGUGAAUUUGAAGAGUAUGAAGGACACGGCGAUGGUAUUCAAUCCAUUAUGUUUGACGAUGAAUGUGAUGAAUUGUAUUCUGCUGGUUUUUCAGAUACCUUUGUUUGGAAAUUGUCUCAUACUACCAACACCAGCAUCAUGCAAGUGACUCCAAGCAAUAAGUGA